CACAAACACACACACACACGAAGAACGAGAGGCUCAUGGGUAUCAUCAAUGCACCAGGGACACAUUUCAAGGGACAGGCUGCAGAGAAGGCAAACCCGACCAGAGAGAAGGUGGUCGGGGCAUUGCAGGGACCUCUCCUACAUCUUCAGCUCUGAGUCUCCAGUUCUGGGUACGGCAGGAUCCCCGAGAAAACAGAGAUAAACACAGAUGCUUGCACAAGCCUGCGAGACAACUGGAGAUCCGACUAGAGUUGAAAGGUAGGCUUUCGGCAAUCUGCGCGUUUUGCUGUGUUCAGGGCGCAAGUCUUCCAGGGACACAUUUCCUUCCACGCUCCAGGGAACCUCCCCGGCCACCACCCCUCCUGCUGGACAGCUUCCCAUUUGCCGGAAUUUUAUGGGCGCCGCCUCUUUAAGCGCCGCGCGGCGCGCAUGCGCCCUGGCUGUGGGCCUGGCGAACCCGGCUUCUGCACGCAGAGCGGCUUGGUUUGGGUGGGGCGUUCCCGGAGCCGGCGCGUCCUCCGCCUUUACGCGGAGUCCAGCGACCCCGAGCGAGGACAGCGCCUUCGGAGCUGCGAGGCAGGACCCUGCGUCUCCUCUUCCUCCCGCUCGGGCCGAGGCUGAGUCGCGGUUGGCCAGGCCCCAGGACGCCCCCCAUGGCGGGCCCGCGGGUCGAGGUGGACGGCAGCAUCAUGGAAGGGGGCGGGCAGAUCUUGAGGGUGUCUACGGCUCUGAGCUGUCUCCUGGGCCUCCCCUUGCGGGUGCAGAAGAUCCGAGCAGGCCGCAGCACGCCGGGCCUUAGUAUUAUGACCUGAAGGCCUCAGCAUUUAUCUGGACUGGAAAUGAUUCGAGAUUUCUGUGAUGGGCAACUGGAGGGGGCAGAAAUCGGCUCAACAGAAAUAAUGUUUACGCCAGAGAAGAUCAAAGGUGGAGUCCACACAGCAGAUACCAAGACAGCAGGGAGUGUAUGCCUCUUGAUGCAGGUCUCAAUGCCCUGUGCUCUCUUUGCUGCUUGUCCAUCAGAACUUCGUUUGAAAGGUGGAACUAAUGCUGAAAUGGCACCACAGAUUGAUUACACAGCCAUGGUUUUCAAGCCAAUUGUUGAAAAAUUUGGUUUCACAUUUAAUUGUGACAUUAAAAUGAGGGGCUACUAUCCAAAAGGAGGUGGUGAAGUGAUUAUCCGAAUGUCGCCAGUUAAACAGUUGAACCCAAUAAAUUUAACUGACCGUGGCUCUGUGACUAAGAUAUAUGGAAGAGCUUUUGUUGCUGGUGUCUUGCCAUUUAAAGUAGCAAAAGAUAUGGCAGCGGCAGCCGUAAGAUGCAUCAGAAAGGAGAUUAGGGAUCUAUAUGUUAACAUCCAGCCUGUUCAGGAAACUAAAGACCAAGCUUUUGGCAAUGGAAAUGGAAUAAUCAUUAUUGCUGAGACAUCCACUGGCUGUUUGUUCGCUGGAUCAUCGCUUGGUAAACGAGGUGUUAAUGCAGACAAGGUUGGAAUUGAAGCUGCUGAAAUGCUGUUAGCAAAUCUUAGACAUGGCGGUGCUGUGGAUGAGUAUCUGCAAGACCAGCUGAUCAUUUUCAUGGCAUUAGCCAGUGGAAUUUCCAGAAUAAAAACAGGACCAGUUACACUCCAUACCCAAACGGCUAUACAUUUUGCUGAACAACUAGCAAAGGCUAAAUUUACUGUGAAGAAAUCAGAAGAUGAAGAAGAUGCUUCUAAAGAUACUUACAUUAUUGAGUGCCAAGGAAUCGGGAUGACAAAUCCAAAUCUAUAGGGUAUUUGCCUCUUAAAUGAUACCUCAAUGAUGUAUUGCACUAAUCAUUUCAUAAAUAUUAUAUAGAACAAUGAAUAAGCAGUAACUUAUUAAAGGACCUGACUUAAAUUUAGAGAUGAAAUACAGAAAGUUCUAGAUUUGCUGAGACUGCUUCGUCCUAUUAAUCUCACUUUGACUGUCUUCUGAGAUAGAUAGGGACAGCGAAGUUUAAGAGUUGGUGAAUAUGUAUGAUAGCUGAUUUCAGUAUUAAAGUAUUGAAAUAAAAUAUUCUUUUCACCUGAA
Messenger RNA from Aethalodelphis obliquidens (Pacific white-sided dolphin), 2050 nucleotides. It is a transcript of the gene RTCA, whose product is annotated as RNA 3'-terminal phosphate cyclase. Gene Ontology annotation, cellular component: nucleus. Bases 839 to 1768 code for a protein of 309 amino acids. The record is from RefSeq and is a predicted model, not a curated record. Gene Ontology annotation, molecular function: RNA-3'-phosphate cyclase activity. Gene Ontology annotation, biological process: RNA processing. The transcript is spliced from 11 exons. Lineage: Eukaryota; Metazoa; Chordata; Mammalia; Artiodactyla; Delphinidae.